GUAAGAGGUGGAACUAAAGCAGAUACAGAAACGUAUCAGAGGGACAGGCAAGCAGAAGGGAGCGAGAAGCUUUAGAGGAAGAGCUCUGUGGUUGUUAAGAAAGCAGGAAACAGCAGAAAGUUACAAAUAAAUAAACAGGGAUAUUCUGCUGGUUACCGGAUUCCUUAGCACCAUGGCACAUCCCUUAUGAGAAGGCUGCAGAUAAGAGAUUGGAGCAUUGGGCUUAAAGGGACAGUAAACACCUUUGUGUGAGGAUUUGCUGCUUUAUUAACUAAAAGUCACAAUGGAUACAGAAACACUCACAAAACCAGUGCAAGACACUCUGAGCCAACUUCCACAUAAUGUACAAGAGACUUGUGUGGGUUUGAAUCCUUCAGAAAAAGCUAUAAGUGUGGAAAAUAUUUAUUCUUCUUUUUGGAGAGUGAUCAACCAAGAAAAACAAACAUACACCCCACUGCCAUCCAAUAUAUAUGGAUAUAACAGUUUAGUGAACUUGAGAGAUACACAGACACAAGUCACAACAUCUCCAAAUGUUCCAGAAGAGAAAAGCAAAGAUAACAAUUCCAGAACAACACCGUUCCCAACAUCACUAGAUGUUUCAGAAGAGAAAAUCAAAGAAAAUACCUUAAGAAAAAGUCAGAUUACAAUAUCAUUAUAUGUUCCAGAAAAGAAAAGUAAGGUCACAACAUCUCCAAAUGUUUCAGAAGAGGAAAUCAAAGAAAAUACCUUAAGCACAAGUCAGGUAACAUCUCCAGAUGUUCCAGAAGAGAAAAGCAAAGAUAACAACUUAAGUAUCAGUCAUAUCACAACAACAUCUCCAGAUUUUCCAGAAGAGAAAAGCAAAGAUAACAAUUCCAGAACAACAUCUCCAAAUGUUUCAGAAGAGGAAAUCAAAGAAAAUACCUUAAGAAAAAGUCAGAUAACAUCUCCAGAUUUUCCAGAAGAGAAAAGCAAAGAUAACAACUUAAGUAUCAGUCAUUUCACAACAACAUCUCCAGAUGUUCCAGAAGAGAAAAGCAAAGAUAACAACUUAAGUAUCAGUCAUAUCACAACAACAUCUCCAGAUGUUCCAGAAGAGAAAAGCAAAGAUAACAACUUAAGUAUCAGUCAUAUCACAACAACAUCUCCAGAUGUUACAGAAGAGAAAAGCAAAGAUAACAACUUAAGUAUCAGUCAUAUCACAACAUCUCCAGAUGUUACAGAAGAGAAAAGCAAAGAUAACAACUUAAGUAUCAGUCAUAUCACAACAACAUCUCCAGAUGUUACAGAAGAGAAAAGCAAAGGCAGCAACUCAAAUAGAAAGAAAAAAAAAAUAAAGAAAAAAAGAAAUAGGAAGAAAACAAAUAUUACAAAAGAGCAAUUUGAACGAUCACCGCCCUCCUCGUCUUGCUUAGCACAGUGCAAGGAUGCUGUGCAGAGAUUUGGGAUGAAAUCUUCAUUCUUGAAUUUUGCAGGAGAUGGAUAUACAUGGAUGAUUGUGAUGUUGGUGUUACUGUUUGUUCAGUUCAGCCAUGUAACAUGCACAACUGUAACUCCAAGUGAGAUUUGGAAACAGUAUCGGUUUUAUGCAGACAACAAGUACAACAAAACCGAUUUCCUUGACCACCCAUUGGUUGUUAUUUUAAAUGAUACCGAAUUCUGUAAACUUGGAGUAAUGAUUCGAGAACAAAGAAACGAAUGUAAUAACUCAGCAUGGGCCUUGCUGCAAAAUGAUACAUAUCUGCGUCUCUUUACAACUACAGCACUAGAUAUCGACAAUUUACAUUUGGAGUAUGGAGAGCCUCCAAUAGGCAUUAGAGCGUAUGCAACACUUGGAGGUAAUUUGACUAAGGAAGACAUGAUAAAGAUAGGGUUUGCUACUACUACACCAGCUGAUGUGCCGCCUACUGAACCCAUCACAAACAGGUCAUUAAAACUGAGAAUAGCUGUGAUUGGCAUUGCCGUGAUUGUCGUUUUGGUACCGGCAAUUGUUAUAAUCUGUCAAAGGAGACUAAAAAAGAACCCUAACCCAGAACUAAUCUAUAUGCGAGAUUUGGGGACCAAUUCUACUAUAACUGAAAUAUCACCGAUGGUAUCCAAUGGCAAUAGCAAUCAUGUCGUUGUAUGCGUGGAGCAUGAAUCCCAAGAAACAAAUCCUGAGUCACAGCCUACAAACCACAUUCCUACUGUAAAACAAAUCAAGAACCCUAGAAACAUUCAAGUUGACCCAGCACAAACGACCCCUCUGCUGGGUGUGGAGACCAACUCUACAGAGGAUAAUCAUAGUAAUGAAAUAUCGCAGAUGGUAUCCAAUGGGGUGGUCCAUCCUAUAGCUGCAAUAAAUAAUGAGUGCCUGACUACUAAUCCCAUUCCUACUGUAAAGAGACAUAGCACAAACACCAACAAUCAGGUUGAAGACUCAAUACAAGAUCCUCCGUACAAUAUGGAGAAAAAGCCCACAGAGAAUCGUCACAAUGCAGAAAAAACACAGAAUGGAGAUGUCAAUCAUGUAGACUCAUGCGUGGUGCAAAUGCCCAUAGUGAUACAUAUUGAGUAGGGAUGGGCGAAUGUGUAAAUUUUCGAAUUUCGAAUGUAGAAUGAAUUUUAUUACCGAAAUUCGAAUUCUAAAUCCGAAUGUCGAUAAGAACGAAUAUUCUUAAAAAUUCGAAAAUCGAAUGUUAUUUACAGUUUUCGAAUGUCACUUUCGAAUUCGAAUGUUUAUAAUUAUACCACAUUCGAAAUUUCGAAUUUAACAUUCUAUUUAACAAAUACUAUUCAGAAGUUCAAUAGUUCAUGUGGUAGGGCUGGAAUCUAGUAAAUUGAUAAAUAAUAGAUACAAAUAUAUCAUUUCGAAUGUUUCCAUAUAGAAUAUUGCAUAAUUCGAAUAUUACAUUUAAAGAAAGCAUUAGAAAUACU
Messenger RNA from Bombina bombina (fire-bellied toad), 2895 nucleotides. RefSeq lists its product as uncharacterized. NCBI's taxonomy places the organism in Eukaryota, Metazoa, Chordata, Amphibia, Anura, Bombinatoridae. Bases 284 to 2536 code for a protein of 750 amino acids. The transcript is spliced from 9 exons. The record is from RefSeq and is a predicted model, not a curated record.